AUGUCAAGACCAACUAUCGCUGUCGUUCCAGGAGCCUGGAUCCCACAGCAUUUCUACUCCCCGUAUUUGCACACGCUAGAAAAGGCUGGAUUCGAGACUCGCUUCACCGGGUAUCCCUCUCUGGCCCCAACGGACCCUUCGAAAGCAGACUGCGCAACAGAUACGGUGGCCAUUCGCGACGUUCUGCAGCCUCUCGUGGAGGACGAGGGUAAAGAUGUAGUUCUUGUGAUGCAUUCUUAUGCGGGCAUGCCCGGCUCUGCCGCUGCAAAGGGGCUGUCGAAGACCGAACGAUCCCAGGCAGGGAAACUAGGAGGUAUUCUGGGCAUGAUCUUUAUCGCCGCUUUUCUCGUGCCCGAAGGGUUGAGCUGUGCAGGUGCCCAGGGUGGUAGCCUUCCCCCAUGGAUCUUGCUCGACAAUCCUUCGCCCGGACUUAACGUCCCCGACGACCCCAUCAAGAUAUUCGCCGCAGACUUCGAUCAAGGACUCGCCAAGAAGACAGAACAAGAACUGAAACCGCAUUCCUCGCUCGCGUUUAAUUCUCCUCAGCCUCCCCCGGCCUGGGCAGAUCCCGCAUUCAAAGGUCGACUCGCCUAUAUCAUAACUGGUAAUGACCUUGCGGUCCCGAAGGCGGCCCAGUAUGGAAUGAUAGCAGGCACCGGUCAAGAGUGGCUGACCAAGGAGGUCCCCACGAGUCACUGUGCACCUUUCAAGCUCGACGUAGAGCUGAACGUGAAAAAUUUGGAAGGAUUCAUUGAGGCCUUCAAACGCGCCUAA
Messenger RNA from Arthroderma uncinatum, 774 nucleotides. RefSeq lists its product as uncharacterized. The coding region runs from base 1 to 774 and encodes 257 amino acids. NCBI's taxonomy places the organism in Eukaryota, Fungi, Ascomycota, Eurotiomycetes, Onygenales, Arthrodermataceae. The record is from RefSeq and is a predicted model, not a curated record. The transcript is spliced from 2 exons.